Gossypium arboreum is the source of this 1217-nucleotide messenger RNA. RefSeq lists its product as uncharacterized. Gene Ontology annotation, molecular function: RNA binding. Bases 171 to 965 code for a protein of 264 amino acids. Lineage: Eukaryota; Viridiplantae; Streptophyta; Magnoliopsida; Malvales; Malvaceae. The record is from RefSeq and is a predicted model, not a curated record. The transcript has 2 exons. Gene Ontology annotation, cellular component: ribonucleoprotein complex.
UAACCAUAUUUUUUUGACAUAUUUAAAUUUUCGGUAUUUAUUUCGAAAAAAACCUUGGCCUUUUUUAGGGUUCUUGUUUUCUUUACGAAGCGUUCUUCAAAAAAUUAUCUGUGAAAUUUUCUGUAGUUUCCUUCUGACAAUCGAAGAUCUAAAACACCCUAUACGGCGCCAUGUACGGAUCCAGAGGGGCAAUGUUGGGAAGCGGGGGGGUUUCGGACGGGUACGAGGUCGGCUCAAAGAGACAAAGAAUGAUGGAAUCAACUCCCUACUUCGCAGUGAACAGCGGUAUGGGCGGCUAUCAACCUUACGGGUAUGGUGGUGGCUACCAACCUCCUUCGUUUCCGGUAGUACGACUUAGGGGUCUUCCUUUCAACUGCACUGAUAUCGACAUUUUCAAGUUCUUUGCUGGAUUGGACAUUGUCGAUGUUUUACUAGUCAACAAGAAUGGAAGGUUCUCUGGAGAAGCCUUUGUUCUCUUUGCCGGGUCAAUGCAGGUUGAGUUUGCUUUGCAAAGGGAUCGACAAAACAUGGGACGCCGCUAUGUAGAAGUUUUCCGGUGCAAGAGGCAAGACUAUUACCAUGCCGUAGCUGCAGAGGUGAAUUACGAAGGAAUCUACGAUAAUGAUUUCCACGGAAGCCCCCCACCCUCUCGAGCAAAGAGAUUCAACGAUAAGGAUCAAAUGGAAUACACCGAAAUACUCAAGUUGCGUGGUCUUCCUUUCUCGGUGAAGAAGCCUGAAAUCGUUGAAUUCUUUGCAGAUUUCAAAAUCGUUGAAGACAGGAUACACAUUGCAUGCCGCCCCGAUGGGAAAGCCACUGGAGAGGCAUACGUGGAGUUUGCUUCCGUCGAGGAAGCUAAAAGAGCAAUGUGCAAGGAUAAGAUGAUGAUAGGGUCUCGAUACGUGGAGCUGUUUCCUUCAACACCAGACGAAGCUCGACGAGCCGAAUCAAGAUCGAGGCAGUGAAGAGGUCCUGUUAUCUGGGUUUUUGAUAUGUAGUCUUUGGUUUGUAUGUUUGUCAUUCUAGCCUGAAGAAAUGCAUGUCAACCCAUAUUUAAUGGGUUAAUCUUCUUCCUAUGUGUGUCUCUGCUCUCAAAAUAUAAUCUCCUAAUCCUAUUAGGUUAAAUAUGAUCAGUAUGUUGUUGAUGUACUUUUUUUUGUUUUUCUUUUAGAUAUUUGAAUUUUGGUUUUAAGGAUAUAAAAUAUAUUUUAGAUAAA